Messenger RNA from Myxocyprinus asiaticus (Chinese sucker), 4728 nucleotides. It is a transcript of the gene pidd1, whose product is annotated as p53-induced death domain protein 1. The record is from RefSeq and is a predicted model, not a curated record. The transcript has 17 exons. Bases 365 to 3364 code for a protein of 999 amino acids. Lineage: Eukaryota; Metazoa; Chordata; Actinopteri; Cypriniformes; Catostomidae. Gene Ontology annotation, molecular function: protein binding. Gene Ontology annotation, biological process: DNA damage response; apoptotic process; signal transduction.
GUGUCAACACAAACAUGUGCGGGAAACACGGAAGUGAACUCGUGAUACGUAUAUAAUAUAUAUAAACGCACCAUAUGUGUUUGUUUUAAGUUUUAUACAUUCUAAUUUAAUAGAAUGCGUGAGGCGGUAUAUUGUUUUAAGACGUGACGUCAAUCAAGAAACGCGCGCUUCCAGAUGUACAUGGACAAAAAAAAUGAGCGUCACAUCAUUGACCUCUAUGUUUAUAACGACUGGUGAUGCACAGUGCAGGGGCUUGUCUGGACAUGGAGGGCCAGUCUAGAUAUGUGAUCCCACCACAGCUCCUUCCUUUUUCUCACUAUAUGUUGUCUGUAGGAGGGGCUGAAGGAAAGAAAAGAGGGAAUAGAUGGAGAGAGAGGUCAAUAAACCGGUUGAGGAAGAAGGGUGGGCCGCCACAGUUGAUGGAAGGAGAGAGGAAGAAGGAAAUAUAGACAGUUAUGAUUGUUUUUCAGAUAAAAGAAGGGCGAUGACAGGGACAGACGUGGGUAUGGUCCAUUCAAGCAUUACAAAGGCUUCACCUGCUCCCUGCAGAAAACAAAUCUUGGACACAAGACCAACUCUGAAGAUGGAUUUUGGACACAUGGAUGAAAUUCCACCAUCAGGACUGACAAGACCAACGAUCCAGGCGCAUGAUGUUGAACCUCUUUCUAUUUCCUCGGGCCAUACAGACACCUGGGCUCUAUCUAUCUCCGACACUACGCCCUCUUCUCCCUCCCCUGUCAUUCCCCCUCUCCCGUUCAUGUCCUCUUCCUCCUCUUUUCCCUCUCUCUCUCCUCCUCUGCCUCCGUUGGUGGAGCUGGAUGGCGUGCUGGCAGAGGGGCGGCUGGUUUUGGAUGUGUAUCGGGGUGGAGGAGAGGUUCUGCCGGUGUUAUGGGAGUAUGCACAGGAGCGCAUGAGAGGCCUGCAGUACCUCAGACUAGGAUCAGAAGACGAGGGGGCGUUAGAGAGAGCGUUGAGUGUGCUGCCCCGACUUACAGAGCUGCGCUCACUGGCUAUCAGAGGACACCGUUUCCAUGACAUUCACGGCGAACCUCUCCCCGGCCUUCUCACCUCUCUCCCUCCAUCCAUCUCCUCUUUCUCUUUCCUUGUUCACCUGGAUCUUUCCUUCAAUCAUCUCUCCUCUCUUCCUCCCUGUCUUCUCUCUCUCUCUCAUCUCUCUGAGCUCCUGCUGUGUCACAACCAUCUGACAGCUCUUCCGGAGGACCUCGGGGCGCUGGCAUCCCUGCGACUGGUGAGCCUGAUGGGGAACAGGCUGGCGGAUCUGCCCCGGGGAGUGGGGCUCCUUUGCAGGCUGGAGAAGCUGGACGUGUCCUUUAACUGGCUGGAGAGUCUUCCAGAAGAACUGGGUCAACUGCAGGACCUACAAACACUGGAGUUGUCCAAUAACAGGCUCAAAGUGCUACCAGAAACUCUGGGAUCUCUUCGCUCUCUGAGGCAGCUAUUUCUUCAGAGUAAUGAGCUGAGGAGUAUUCCAGAAUGUUUGCGCUCCCUCCCGCAGCUCGGCAAACUGGAUUUGAGGAACAACCCGCUGGGCCGACCCCUUACCCCCCCACCGCUUGCCCCCGUGACCCCAGUUCUGGAAGAUUCUGAGAUCCCAGAACUUCACCUUGGACUUCAACACAGUUUUUUAGUAUCUCCUGCUGGUUGUCACGUGUUUCUUUCUGGAGGGGCGGAGCUCUUGUUUCCACGGGGAUGCGUAAGCAUAGUCACACAACUCAAGUGGGCGGAGAGAAGACCAGACAAGAAGUGGGUGUGGCUAGAGGAGCAUGACGUCCUGUUGAGUCGCCAGUUAGAGCUUCUUCCUCACGGAUCCACAUUUGAAAAGCCAGUAGAGGUGUGUAUUCCCUAUCGUAAAACACGGAAAGGCAAUGUUGCAGUUCGCAGGUUUGAUGGUCAGUCGUGGACGACACUUCCCACCCUGACCAGAAGGGGGAGUGAGAGGCACAGCUGCAGGCCAGGGGGCCGCCCAGCACGGCUGGCCUGCUGCAGUGUAUCACAGUUUUCUUGGUUUGUGGCCGUCUCUCGUCCUUUCCUGGACAGUUGCUCUGUGUCUCCAGAGGGGGCACUGCUGGUAUCUCAAUUUGACCCAGGAAUCAAACUCACAUUUCCUCCAGAGUGCACAACAGAGACACGUACUGUCACACUGCAGGUCCUGCAGGUGGCGCUGUCUGAGGUGCAGGACUUGACCGGAGACCCUCAGGCCAGUGCCAGCCCACUGUUAUGCCUCUCUCAAACUCCCAGUAUGCACUUCCUUCAGCCAAUCAGAGUGCAGAUCCCUCUGCCACCUGGAGUCACUGGACACAUGGUGGACAUUUCCCGCCUGCACCUGAUGCACGGCGACCCCACGGCACAUACCUGGACUGACGUCACCUCUCAGGUGUCUCUUUAUGUCACACACAUCUAUGCUGUAUUCUCUAUCACACACUUCUCAUGGUACUGGUUGUGGUACACCACUCACAGAUGUGUUAGUGGGGUUGUCAGGAAGAUGUAUCACCGGUUGAAACAGUUCCGGGUUCGAUUCCUGGUGCUUCAGAGAAAAACAGACCCUGCACAGGUUCUACUACAGUGCCUGCCAUCUGACAAGGCUGAAAGCAGGCUGGCAUCUCUCUCUGAACAAUAUGAAGGUCCUCAGCCAUCAGAGUUGUGUAUCCUGCUGGAGGGAGAGCAGUUUUUUGCUGGAUUUGAGAGAGGGAUUGACAUCAGUGCAGAUCGUCCUGACUGUAAAGAAGGCAGACUCUCGUUUACCUUUUACUCUCACUUGAAGAACAUUAAAGAAGUCCAUGUGUGCCCGACUCACCCACAGCAGGGCACCGUGAGAGGACAGGUGUCAUUUUACAGGGGUGAAGUGCCCAGUGAUCUUCCAGAGGAAGUGGCUCAUAAAAGAAAAGGUCAUGACAACCAGUGGAUGGCUACGUUACCCCUCAGACUUCUUAGUGCAGAUUGUGAAGGGAGCAUCUAUGGCGAGCUGAAUCUUGGCGACCCAGAAAGCGGAUAUCUAACACAAACCAACCUGCUGUCCAUCUCUUUACGCAUCAACCAGGAGUGGCAGAAUAUCGGCAUCAGCCUGGGCAUCAACUAUGACCAGCUGGAACGAAUCCGAAACCAGCACAGGGACAACUUUGGGGCCCAGGUAUUGGCGAUGCUCUUUCAUUGGGCGAGAGGGGAGCAGGGGGCAGGGCCUGGGGCGGUGCAACGACUUAUGAAAGCGUUGGUGGACAAUGGUAGGCGGGACUUAGCAGAGGAAGUGGAAGACAUAGUAACUUUGGGAAAGAGGAAGUAUGAAGAAUCACUCAAGAGGGUCGGACUGGAGACACCAACUACCUCAACAGACACUCCGUCCAGCUGACACACAAACACACUCUGUUUGAAAGUGAAAAAUGAAUGUCAUUGUUUAAUCACCCUCAUAUUGUUCCAAACCCAAAUGUAUUUUUUUGUGUUCCACAGAAGAAAGUCAUAUGUGUUUGGAAUGAGAUGAGGGUAAAUGAUGGCAGAAUUUUCCUUUUUGUAUGAACUAUGAGGAUGAGUGAGGAUGAUUUUUCUGGUGAUGGACUUGACAAACUCCCACCAGCAGAACACAUGGACAUCAAGUGCCUCAUCUCACAAGACAGAGUCAUUGUGUGUCAGAGCAGCUGUCUGUCUGAAGGAUGUCUUCUCUCUCUCUGUCUAUCUCUCUCGUGCCUAACAAGGACCCACAGUUUCUCACAGAUGUGUUUCAUUUGUAAUGACAAUUUAGCAUGUUUAAACUGUGCCAAAUGAGCCAUGAAUAUUUGUUAAAUGUUUUUAUGUGUUUAAACCAAGAAACAUUCAAAAUGAUUUGAUCAUUUGCACUUUUUUUCUCCUGUAUGUGGGUGAAUCUCACAAAGCUCGUCAAGAAAUAGCCAUACUUCACGACAAAAUGAAAAGAAACAAAGGAGAAAUUAUAUUAUGCAAAAGAAAGUGAAGCCUUCAUGUAGGACAAAUAAAAUGUAUUAUAUUAUUUAUUAUGACAAUUAAGUAUAUUUUACCCCCUCAAUUUUCUUCUCUUUUUACUAUUUCCAUUAUUUUAAAUUAUUAUUAUUUUUAAUUUAAAUUAUUGUUAUAUUUGUAGUAAAAUUAUGUUCUGCAAUGACUUUUUAUUAUUAAAAAAGAGCAUAAAUUAAAGUCUAUUUUUAUAUUAUACUAUUUAAAAUAUUAAAGUUUAAUAAAAAUACAUUUAAAAAAAUUUUUUUUUUUUUUUUACAAUUUAAAGAUCUUUUUUUUCCUUUCAAGUUUGCAUUUUGACAUUAUUCUCAGGACAGUUAGGCACAUUUUACCCCAAAAACUGUAAUAAAUGAUGAUUCUCAUUACUGCAAUACAGUAUUAAAAAAAAACUAUUAAAGUAAAAAAAUACUGUUAUACAUUUUUUUAUUAUAAAAAUCGGCAUUAAGGCAGCGUAACAAAUACUACCAUAAUGUAAAAAUACUUUAAAAUGUAAAUAAUAUAUCAUUGCAAUUUUUUUUUUUUUUUAUACGUAACAGUAGUGAGAAGGGGCAAUGUGGUUAAUUGUCAUGAAAAUAAUCUCCUAUUGUCCUAAAACAUUUUCUUAAAGCAAAACACAAUUUAUUUUUUAAUUAAUUUAUUUUAUUGACAUUAUAACCAAAUAUGAGUUUUGUGAGAUUCACCCCAUCACAGUGUUGUAAAUAUCUGCACCAUCAAAAUACAAUCAUUAAAUUACUGAAUCGAUGAUUUUCA